UUUGUUUGUAUGUUGCAAUUGGUAUCGCAUCUGUGAAGACCUACCUUGUUUUUCUGAAUAUGCUCUCAUGGUACAGGGGUCAUAUUACUCGGCUACGUAAAGGCGAAAAAUCUUGGCUCCCUUCAGCUGUGCGAAAGUUGUCUGCCUCACCACCUAGUUUGUUGGCUGCUGGAAUGAAGUAUGCUGGAUUCCAAGUUGCUUAUACUGCUUGGGCCUUCAUGAUAACUGUGUUUCUUCUGUUACUUAUUCUUGGUGCAGCAUCUUCAUUUCUAAUCUACCCAGCUUUCAAUGGCAAAUCUGCCUUUAUAUUGGAAUUUCUAGCCCAGAUUUGGCCAGCGAUAUUGCUUUCUGUGCUUCUCUAUCUGUCUCAAUUUUUGUCAGCAAAAUACCUGUUUUUGCAGCAAAGUGGUGCAGUUAUGUCCAUUGACAAUAGAAGUAUCUUCCACCUGUCUUCGUAUUACAUGUUCUUCUUCAAUAUGUUUCUUGGUUUAUUCUCGUGCCUUAUGCGUAUCAUAAAGGGGCUCGUUAUUGGCGUCCUGUUUCUUGAACGCGUCCAGAAGAGUCUUUUGCCCCGUUCAUUUGAAAAUAUGGACCCAGGUUACUAUGCCUACGUUGGAUAUAUCUUGGUUGAGCAUUAUCAUGCUAAUCCAGUGCAAUGCGUGUUUUUCUAUUUGCUGAAAGAACAGCUAAAGGCAGUAAAAAGAAAAAGAGCUUCAAUGGCUGUUAUCAUUAACAAUGACUUUAUUGUAAACGGUGAAACUGUGUCAAAGGGAAUUGACUUUGAGAUGCAAGACAUGCAGUUCAGCAAGGAGCUGAAUCUAUUUGACAAAAGAAAGAUCAUUCGUAACAAAUGGUAUUUAUGUUAUACUUUGGUCAACAACCCAUCAUUGGUCAAGUAUAGGAAAAGUAAUCUUGAUGAGAAAGAAGAAAAUUUAUCGGAAACGGAACAAGCGGACAGUAUUGAAGAAGAACAAAAUGAAGAUGUAGCAGAAGAGAAAUGAAACUUAUGAUGUAUAACAUCUAGAAGAUAUUCUGCUAGCAAGCUUGUCGUCUAAUUUAUAAUUUUUGGCUUUUGCGAAAGACGUUGAAAAGAGUAAAACUCUCAUUUCCAGAUUUUCACUUAUAUUUUUAUUAUAUGGAGCGCAUAUAUUGCUGUUAAUAAUAUUUAAAUCUCUACUGACUAGCUGAAGUUGAUACUUGUUCCCAUAUGUCCGUCAAUAGAAAAAAAUAAAUUGCUAUUAAUCAGUCAAUAUCUCUGUAUUCCAGUGCAUGAUAAGAUGUAAUUUCCUUCUUUAAGAAUUGAUGACACUUAAUGUCAAGUUCUGGACAAUAUUCUAAGAUAAAAAGCACCUAACUUGGUUAGUUUUAAAUACUAUGAAUACAAUUUUUCUGUAAUUGACUAGUAAAAUGUACUUUAUUUCCUUUUAUUUUACAAAUACCUUUGUAUCAUAAUAUAUUUGA
Molecule: messenger RNA, 1461 nt
Organism: Rhopilema esculentum
Lineage: Eukaryota; Metazoa; Cnidaria; Scyphozoa; Rhizostomeae; Rhizostomatidae
Source: RefSeq, a predicted model, not a curated record